CCCUUGACGAGUGAGGAGGGGAAGGAAGUGAGGAGGGGAAGGAAGUAGAGCAAAAGACUGAGACAAAACUCCUCUUCUUUCUUCGUGUCUUUAAAACCCCGAAAGGAAACUUGCCCCAACAUUUUUCGAUUUCAAUUUGCAGCUCAAUCAUGAGCAACGAAUACGAUUAUUUGUUCAAGCUUCUGCUAAUUGGGGACUCGUCCGUUGGAAAAUCUUGCUUGCUUCUCAGAUUCGCUGAUGAUUCCUAUGUUGACAGCUACAUAAGCACCAUUGGAGUUGAUUUUAAAAUCAGAACAGUGGAGCUGGAUGGCAAGACAGUCAAGCUGCAGAUUUGGGAUACUGCUGGACAGGAGCGAUUCAGGACUAUAACAAGCAGUUACUACCGAGGAGCACAUGGGAUAAUUAUUGUGUAUGAUGUUACUGAGAUGGAGAGCUUCAAUAACGUGAAGCAGUGGCUGAAUGAGAUUGACAGAUAUGCAAGUGACAGUGUGUGCAAGCUUCUAGUUGGUAAUAAAUGUGAUUUAGUUGAGAACAAGGUUGUCGAUACACAAACUGCCAAGGCUUUUGCUGAUGAGCUUGGGAUUCCUUUCCUCGAGACAAGUGCUAAAGACUCGAUCAAUGUUGAGCAGGCUUUCUUAACCAUGUCUGCCGAGAUAAAGAAAAAAAUGGGAAGCCAACCAACUGGUAACAAGUCGAGCGGAACUGUUGAAAUGAGGAGCCAGCCAAUUCAGCAGAACAGCAAUUGUUGCGGUUAGCCAUUACGUUCCUCGAAAGAAAUCUGUUAUAAAAUCGUAGAAUUGUGGAACUGUGUUGAGUGAAUUGUCUGUGGAUCUUUCAUAAACUUGUAAAAUAUUGCCUACUUGAAGACUUGCCUAUGGGAAAAAUGGAAUUAGGCCUCUUA
Messenger RNA from Pyrus x bretschneideri (Chinese white pear), 901 nucleotides. RefSeq names its product ras-related protein RABD1-like. The transcript is spliced from 8 exons. The record is from RefSeq and is a predicted model, not a curated record. Bases 150 to 755 code for a protein of 201 amino acids. Lineage: Eukaryota; Viridiplantae; Streptophyta; Magnoliopsida; Rosales; Rosaceae. Gene Ontology annotation, molecular function: GTP binding; GTPase activity.